AUGGCCUUUGACAACAGGAGAGCUCUUUGGCUGGCAGCUGGCCUACUUUCAGGCUUAGGGACGGCUUUCUGUAUCGCUGAAUUACGAAAAUUUAUCAGGGAAAAAUGUACGCGCAAACCACUGUCCCAUCUGGAAGAUAAUAUUAAAUUAGAGGAUCUGGAAAUUCUCGUACGCUCUUCCAAUUACUCACUGAGGAAGAGCGCCGAACAAGUUGUGCUGGAUAAAGCAAUGAAGAACAAAAAUUUAGAUUUUAUCGUGAAUGCCUGCUUCAGUGAUGACGAAUUUCAAGUUUUGAAGGCAGUUGUUGCUCUGGCUAUGCUGGUAAAGAACUCGGAACGCAACGAAAGAGAAAAAUUGAUUGAGCACAAAGUACUUGAAUCGCUCUCUCACUCCCUCGUUCAGUCGGUGCAAGUUGGCUAUAGAAGGCUAGUCGAGAUGGGAGGCUACGACUUGCGUUUGCAAAGAUGUGCGUCGGAAUCGUUAUUUCAUUUAAUUUACGAUGAAGAGACGACUAAACUUCGUCUGGCUCAGUCAAAUUCGUCCAUUUUUGCUGUUGUUUUACAGUUGAUUUCGGAGGGGAGAAGUAAAGAGGUUAUGCGAUGGAGUUUGUUCAUUGUUCAUCAGCUGGCGUCCUGUGACUCGUUGCGACCUGAACUGUUAGCCAACGGUGUUAUACCAGCUGUCUCGGCGAUGCUUGUGAGAAACCAAGGAGACUUUAUACUCAUGAAAACAUGUCUGCACACCAUGGUGAUGUUUGUGAACAAUACUACGGAAAGUGAGAUUGCACAUCUCAAGGAGAUGGCUAAAUAUGAUGUCUUUAGGACGGCGGUGGUGUCCCUCAGAGCAGGUACACGUAAACUAUGAUUUCUCUAUAUACAGACAGAUGAAAUUGCACUUAAGACCUGUACUUACAAGUAUUAGGCAAUAUUUAAAUACAGGGAAAACUACACAUGAGUUGGGCUGGAUUGGGAAUUAAACUUUUCUUCCAGAUCACUGAGAUAUAAGAAUCUAUGUCAAAAAUACAUUAAAAGAAAAUCAUACCUAAUUUCUCCUUACAGUUUUACUCUUGAUUGAAACAUUAAGGUAAUGAGAAUAAAAGAAAUGAUCAAAAAGUCAAGCUGUUGACUGUUGGAAAAAUUAUCCUCAGUGAUACUGAUGCAUUUAUAAGUUGAUGCCAGUUGUUUGUCAGGUAUCAGAAAUCAUACAUUUUUCUGGCCAAUUACUCGUAAUUCUCUUGCUAAAUUUUGAUGGGGUGAGCUAUUUCCUCCCCAGGAAUUUCUAUCCUUUUUCAUUUCACUUUUCUCCAGGUAGUACAUUGGUUAAUGAAAAGCCCUUAUAUGAAGUGAUAGAAAUCUGAACUAGGGGAUAUUGUUUGAAAAAAAAAAAUUCUAAAGCUAAAACUAUAGGAAUUAUAAUAUAUACAGCAAGGACAGGUGACAUUAAUAGUUUGGCAAUCAAAAGGUUGACCAUUAGUGGCCUUAUUUCUCUUGAAUCAAUUUAAAUUUUUGCAUAGAUGAUGGUGACCUUGUUUACUGGGCAGCUGGACUUUUGCAUCAGUUUGCUAUUCAAGACCUUUACAAAGCAGAAAUCUGUGCCACUCCAAACAUUGUCAAAUCUUUGCAGAAUGUUUUAUGCUCAAGUGAAGCAACUUUACAAAGACUAAUUCUGCGUCUUCUCAGUUUCUUGUGCGUUGGAAGCAAAUCCUUCAGGAACAGUGUGCUUCACUGCUCCUCACUUGUGGCACGGCUACCAGUUUGUCUUGCAUCAGGUGACACAGACAUUGUCCACUGGUCAGUGGUUCUGCUUCAUGACUUGGUUCUUUCUGAAGGUCAGUGCUAUAUAGGAACUCAUUCUUUAUAUAAUUUUUUAAUUUUUGACUCUUUUAAUUUUUUUUUUCCUGGUCAUAUGUGACCUUGUUACAUCCUUUAUUAAUAAUGAGUCAAUUACAGUUUCCUCAAAUGUGAUUGGUACAUUAGCUGCUUUAUUUUUUACUAAUCAUUCUGUACAGUUGUAAUCAGAAAGUGUAAUCAGAAAGUGUAAUCAGUCAAUUGUUGUAAUCAAACACCUGUAAUCGGACAGUUGAAACAGCCAAUCAUACUAAGUCCACUCAGCUAAAUCCACCAAUCACAGAAUUGACCACAAGAACCAUUGCAAUGACCACUUAUUCUAAGAAAUUUCCAGAAUUGACGAGUUUUUUUACUUUAGGCAUUGUCUCUACUGGAUGAUUAUUUUUUUAACUUUUGGAAAUUGUGGCGGUUAUGAUUACUUCAUCUGAUUUUGUCAGUAUGUAAUUUUACUUAUAACUGACAAAUCGGACAUCACUUUUGUGAUUAUGGACUGAAUUUGAUUCCACUCAGUCCUAUAAUACCAACUAUUUAUUUACAGCAUUAGGGGACUUUGGAUUGCUCUUGUGCACAAUUACUGUAUGUCAUCCACUUAAAAAUAAUUCACCCUAAGCCUGUUUUUCACCAGUAUUUUUAUGAAUCUUUGCCACUUCCUUGUUUUCAUAAAAAAAUUGUUUUGAAGUCUGUUUUGGGAAUAUUUUCCUCUUGAAUCAGAGUCACUACUCCCCUCCUUGGAAGGGAGUUUCGGGGGUGGUGCUGGGUAAAUUUCCAAGGUACCCGUGCCCAUAAUUAAGGCCAAGUGAAAAUGAAAACAAGAUCAAUCUUAGAGAAAGAUAGAAUAAGGGGGAUGCAGUGUUCUCCUUUUCAGGCAGUAACCAGUAACAUUUGCCGCCUGUAGUACCUCUUAUUGCUGUUUAAAAUUGAAAAUUCAACAGAUAAAAGGGUUGCUUUACUGGUUUGAAAAUUUAUUUUACCUGUCAUGCUUAAAAUAAGGGAGAAUACUGAGGAUGGUGAGUUUUUUAGCUUGGUAAAGAAAUAGAGAAAGAUGUUUUUCAUCUUGUCACAAGGGUAUAAUAUGAUAUUAUGUGUCUUUCUUUCAUGAACUUCGUAGUCAGACCUUGCUCACCAAAGAGUCUCUGUGGCUCAGUGGCAGAGCAUCAGAACAUGGAAUCUGAAGGUCUGAGGUUGGAUUCUUUAUGAAAACCGAGAAUUUUUCUUUGUCACAUGAAAAACAUCUUUCUCUGUUUCUUUACUGAGCUAAAAAAACUUACCAUCUUCUUUAUUUUAUUUACAAACACAAUGCUAUCAAAAUUGCUUAUCCUAGCAGUAUGCAGGACACGUGCCAUAAAUGAACUUCAAAAUGGGCUUUGCACACCAUAGAGUCUCUAUGGCUCAGUGUCAGAGCAUCAGAGUGCAGAAUCCAAAGGUCUGAGGUUCAAUUCCUCACGAGGACUCAAAAUUUUUGCUUUGUUUCAUGCUUGUGACAAGAUGAAAAAUAUCUUUCUCUAUAUCUUUACCCAGCUCAAAAACACUAAUGUACCAUCUCCCUUAUUCUAUUUACAAAGAUCAAUCUUUUGACACAAUGAUUGUCUUUUGUCUGUAGGGAAUCCAGCUGCAAAUCGUGCUGCAGCUCUGAGAGUGCUGUCCAUGGCUACUGAUGUGAUCAAGGCUCUGGUCCCACUGGCCUGCAGGCAAGAUAACAUCUUGAUUCGUAUGGUAGCAGAACUCCUUGGUCUCUUUUGCACUAUUGGUAAGUUUUGCUUGAAGUCUCACAUGAUUAGUUUUUAGGUUUUAAAAUGUUAAAUACUCAUUUAUCAUCAUCAUAUUAUUACUAUCCAGAAAAUUUACAAAGCAGAGUACUUGAGGAUGGCUGCCUAAAAGCUGUGCUGGCUUACUCAGAGUCAGCAGAUACUGAACUGCAAUUCUGGGCAUCAGCUCUACUGUUGAACAUGGCCAUGACAUCUGACGGCGUCAAGAAGGAAAUCAUUAUGCUGGGAGGAUUAAAAUCUCUAAUGGAGUUAGCCAUUGGGGACAGUGAUCACCCGCAGUGUUCUGCUCAUGCAGCCAAGACUCUUGUCAUGUUGGGAUUUCUUGGUGAGUGGAAUGGAUUGGAUUGUAAAUGACUAAUUACAUGAAUAGCACUCCAUACUGUGAUCAUUUUGGUCACACUUGAAAGUAGAAAAAAUCUUGAGGCAUAAAUUUGCUACAGAAAUAAUUUUUUAAAAAUUUAUUUACCCACAUGACACUUUCGAUGUUUGUGGUCCAAGCGAUAUCCAGGACUAAAGCCUGACUGCACAUAUGAUUUGUAAAUACAAAAUUCUUCACGUGUUUUUCUUCAUCAUUUAUACUAAAAUGACAGAAAAUGUUGUGGGAAAUGAAGACUUUCCAAAACAGCAUCAAAAAAUGCUUAUAUUGAAAUAACAGGGUUUUCAAAUGCUCCUUUUCUUUUUGUGGAAAAUAAAACAGGUUUUUGAAAAUGUUGAUGGAAAAAGUUCUUCACUCACUGUCUUUUCAUCAGUGUUUUCAUGCAUUCUAGUGUAAACGAUAAAUGCAAAUGAAUUAACACUACUGUCUAAAUAGAGACUACUGUCUAAUGGUGUCUGAUUUUAGACUAUAGUGGCUGAUUUUAGGCAACAGUGUCCGAUUUUGGAUACUUGUGUCCGAUUUAGGUCACCAUUGUCUGUAUUUAGACCUUAGUGUUUGAUUUUAGACACUGGUGUCUGGUUUUUGACACUGGUGUCCAAUUUUGGACACCAGAGUAAGAUUUCAAUUACUAGUGUUCAAUUUUAGAAGCUACUAUCCAAUUUAAGAAACCAGUGUCCAAGUUUUGACCCUUAAGUCUGGUUUUUGACUUUAGUGUCUCAUACUGGACACAGGUGUCUAAUUUUAGAAGCAACCAUCUGAUUUUAGACACUAGUGUCCGAUUUUAGACUUUAUUAUCCGAUUUUAGACACAAGGGUCCAAUUUUUGUCACUAAUAUCCAAUUAUAGACACCAGGGUUCGAUUUUAGACAUGGAUGUCCGAUUUUAGACUCUAGUGUCGGAUUUUGGAUGCUAGUUUCUGGUGUUGGUUUCUAGUGUCUCGAUUUGAGGUUGGGCCACCUGCACCUUUUUUUUUGGCUCUUACCACAAUCUUAUGUACAGCAACAUGAAACCAAUUUGUAAUCUUUUUUAACCAUUUAACUCCCAUGGGUGACCAAGACAGAAUUUCUCCUUAAAAUAUCAAUACAAUAUCAACCAGAUAAGUGAUGACAACUAAGACAAAUAUCAAUUAGGGGAUUAUAGGUUGAUCCAAUACCAAAUUCUUAAAACUAACAUCGCAAUAACUGUAUGGCUGACAGUGAGGAGAAUUUCGAAUGAGAUCUUGGGAGCUAAUGGGUUAAAUACUGCUAUCAGCGUCUUAUAGAAAAAUAAAAUACUUAAUCAGAUUGGUGAAUAAUUAGCUCAGUUGUUUGAUGCAGAAAGGUAAAAGUAGCCUAUUGUAGACACGGUCAGUCGAAUAGUGUCACGAUAAGCCAAAUUUUCUCGGCUUGGUUUGGGGCUACGUUGCGCGCGCUGCGAGCUCUGCUGAUAUUCAUUCUGUGCGGAUCACUAUAAAAAUUAUGUUUUAUUAUGUCUUCUCUUAGACACAGAAAUCCCAGUGUGCAUCAAGUCGCUUGGGUACAAAAACGGCGACCGUGUUAGUAUUUUAAUCAACGGCAAAGAACAUUGUCCUAAUAAACCUGGUAUCAAUAUCGUGGUGAUGGACUUCACGACAUUCAACGUCACCGAGGCUGCAGCAUUCGAUACUGGGCACGACAAGGAAGCCAGCGAUCACCUUGUGGAGUUUGUUGAUAUGAUACCAAUAGGUACACUGGUUUUCAUAGCGGUGCGAGGAGAGGCAGACUAUUAUAUGACUGGUAAGCAAAUUGCUUUUUAAUAAAAAGAGUAUGUUUCUAAAGAAACUGUGGUGCUUCAUUGAUGGGGAAUCAUAUCAAGAUAAUUUGGUGUUAUUAACUGAGUUAAUAGUGUAAAUUGGCUACCGUAAAGAGUCUCUAAGCCGACAUUUCGAGUGUUAGCCCUUCGUAAGAGCGAAAGGCGAAGUUUGCUCUGAUGAAGGACUAACGCUUAAAACGUCACCUUUGAAACUCUUUACGGUGGCCAAUUUAUAUUAUUAACACAGUUGACAACAUCAAAUUAUCUUAAAAUUGCUCUUUAGUUCAGGAAAAUUCAUUUUUGCCCAUCUUCGGGUCACGGACUCCCAUAGCGAGAUGCCAGCUCGGGGUGAAUUUCUAAAGACUACCUAAGUUUUUCAAUGUUGUUUUUGUUGUUGUUUUUACAAUCAUUUUCAGACAAGGCAAGAUUGAGUCUAAAAGACAUUGGUAUCGAAGAUUAUAAUUUCAAGACUGGCGAACUUUGGACAUUUUGUGGAUACAAAAGAAGAGAUGGAGCAGUACAGAUUUCUCUUCAACGAGGCUUUGAUGUUGUUGAGCUGUCCACGACGCUAAGUUUAGGUAAGAAUUUAAAAUUAUAAUAUGCAUAUUCUCCGUACUGUGCUCUAUUAAUUUCCUUAAGUGCUAACAGGGAGAAUUUGUUCAAAAAUCAAGAGCUUCUGUAGUUGGUGAUCAUUCCCUUCAUUCUCGUCACCUUAAUGCGUGAUUCAGGGGUUAUAAAGUAGGGAGAAGUUAGACGCUAGUCACUCUUAAGAAUCAACGGUUCAAAGAGGUUGUGGUUGUUCGUCGUGAUGAAACACAAACAAAGGCUAGUUUUCCCAAACGUUGGGAAAACCAAAUCGGAAGCAGAAGACAAAUGCCACGUGUGAUUUCGUCGCUUGUGACGUGUAAAAGCCAGAGUGUUAGAGUCCUAAGUCAUCGGACGACCUGAAAACUCGCAUUUCGAUCAGUGGGAUUUACCAUUAACCACGAAAAAGUUACUCUGCAUUUUUCUCUCUCGCGAGAUGCUCCGGGACUGUCGAAGAUUUUGACAAAUUGACGUAAAGUCUGAGAGCUUUCCGAUACUAGCUCCGAGCAUCUCCGAAGAUUUAAGUAUGUAAGUAAGUAAGUAAGUAUAUAAGAUGUUCUUGUAAGCCAAAAAAUAGUAAACAACCGAAUUUGAAGCCAGUAGGCUCAGUUAGUUUUACUACUUUUUACCUUCUACCUUUUGAAUAAAAUAUUGAUUACCCAUGUGUUUCCUUCUCUAGGUUACCAUUCAAAUGAACAGGUCCAAGGUUACAUUCUGUUACCACUGAUUGAUCUUUUGAUGAGCACGCCUGCUUCGCUCGCCAUCAGCAAAGUGUCAGAACUGGAGCUGUUAACUGUUCUUGCAAGACAUGAUCAUCAUAAAGAAGGUAUGUGGAGUUCCCUUCAAACUGUACGAUAUAUCCACAAGGUAAAACUAUGUUUCCCUCAGGGAAAGGCGUGCGACAGAAAUCAUAUAUCAUAAACUUUUUUCUUAGCGAUCUAAAAGUAUGUAAAAGAUAAAUACUACUGCCUACAGCGUUUGAAAUUACCCACGGGCAUGAAUGAAGUCGAAAAAGGCUUAAUUUUUUAUGAAUUAAUAAUGUUAAUUGGACAGAGUGGAGGCUAAUUUGGUUUGUAAUCAAAUGAGUGACUACCGCAAAGCAGGAGUCCGAUUUGUCAAUCACGAGUAUGAUUACAGACAAAGUUGGACGACUCAAAGUCCUGUGACCAAUUAAUCAUUACCAACACAAUUUCGGGAAAAAAGCAAACCAACAAAAAAAUACACAUACAAUCCAAUUGUGUCUCUCUUUAUGAGAAAAGAGAUGGAAUUUAUAUUUAAUGCAUGUUUUCAAAUUUGCAACGUUUUUGAAAACGGAUAUAUAUAUAUAUAUCUGAAAGUUGGACAAAUCAAUAAGUGACCUGUGACCCUUAAGCGUGAAACUCAGAGUCACAGAAAAGUUACGUCUUAUUGGUUUGUCCAACUUUCAGAUAUACCACGCUCUGCGAACGCAUCGACCAUUAUACCGCAAAGAUAGACUAUAAUCAAUAUAUAUAUAUAUUUUUUUCUUUUAUUUUUUUAACGCGUAUACUCUUUGCUUUUAUUUCAGUGAUGGUCAACUCGGAGGGUUUUAUGGAGUACAUUGUGCAGUUGAUUUAUAGCAUGGCAAACAAGACAGCUGAUCAUCUGAGGGCCAAUCCAUUGCUAAUAGCCCACUGCAUUGGAGCAAUGAAGAUUAUCACUGCAAUCAGUAUUUCCCAGGAGAUCCAUGUAAUGCUCCUUUGACUUUCUUAAGGCUAACUGUAAUUUAAGCAAGGUUAAAACCAACGCAAUGCAGCGGUUUCACCUAUGCGAUGCAGGCACCUCAAGAGAGUUUUCAGUGGCAUCGUUUUGUGCUUUUGCUACAUUGGCUGUUUCCCCGCUGGGUUUGCUUUCCACCCUUCCCUCCCCGCCCCAUCCCCCCCGUUUUUUUUUCCAGCCUCCCCUUCCCCCCUUCAUUCCUCCUAAGUUGUCGUGUUGACAGGGACCGGCGGUGGGCUUCUGCCUAAAUGAUGCAAGUUCGCUCUCGCCCUGUGUUUCAAUCUGGAGCAUCUUUCAUUCGUUGUUGUAAUCGUCUACGAAUGUUCAGGUCUCUAAUUUGUAGCAUUUUUUUAUCAAACUUGUAGGAUAAAUUCACCGAAUACAAUGUCUUGGAUUGUGUUCUUAGCCUUCUAUCUCUGAUCAACUCUAUUCAGCUCGAAAGGCUGAAACAGCAGCUUAAAACAAGAACUGGAAGAAUGGGACAAACAGACAUUUUGGUAAUUGAAGCAGAAGAUUUCAGUGACAACGAGAUUGUGCAGCCAGUCGAGGAAAACGCAGUUAGUCAUGUGGUUAAUUCUCCUGAAGGAAACUUCUCCAGUGUACCAGAAGAAGGUUAGUUUUCGGAGUGUUUAAAGGUAUUACUUGCUAUAAAAACUGUUUCCUGCGUUGGCUACAAAUGACGCCCUUACAUGCUUACUGCCGUAAACCACCUGCCUCUCCCCCCAUUCUCCCUCCCCCAUUUCACCUGUUGAAGUCCCUUCUACCCGUGGGAAAAAGAAAAAAACACAUCGAUUAUGAGCAGCCCCCCUCCCCCUCCAGAAUAAAGCGUCCUUUGUGUUGAGAGAUUGUUACCCUGCUGCGAAUUUAACAUUUGAAUUUUAAUAAUAGGAGGGGAAGGAUGAUCUUCAAAAAAGAAUUUCAAAGCGCUUUUUCUAUUCCGAUUAUAUGCUUCCUCAGGUAUACCCUACCCCCUCCUUCCCCCACCCUUUGUAAGCCAUCCUAAACCCUAAGGGGGAGUUUACGGUAUUAUUGAGGUUUCUUUACUUGCUUCCUUUCGUUUGCAGUGAAACUAACAGCAAGUGGCUUAAGAACUCCGGUUCACGGCCCCACUACAGACGAACCAGCCUCUGUAAAAAGCGGUUCCCCGUUUUAUAGCACGUUUGAGAAAAAAUCCAACACGAAGCCUCUCCUGACAGAAAGCGUGACAGGAGAAGCGAUAAUUCAAGAUGACUUAGAUGAAGCGUUUUCCACUCUUACCGGCCUAAGUGUGAUAACGCUUUACAACUGCAUCGACUUGAUUUCAAGUCUGGAGGAGUUUCGUAGGCGCCUCUCUAAGGCUGAAACUAUGCGGAUUUUGUGGUGUCGACUUUUGACUGCCUCGUGUGGUUCAUCGACCAUUCAACAGAUUGAACUCGCCACUGAAAUGUUACUGAAUUCGUGCUGCUGCAUGACGAUGUUGGGAAAGUAUACCACAGGUAUGAAUGUAUGGAAGACCUACACCGCGGUCAAACUUCUAAGAACGUAAUAACUAUAAGACUUGCUUUCGGGCAGUCAUAGCAAAUUUUGCUUACAGGAGUUACAAACAACCUCUUAUAAUAAAUAAAGCAGUUCACGACUAAAUGUUCAUUCAAAAGGAUACCCGUACUAAAUAGAAUACGCUUCGUGUUCGGAAAGUCUCGAGUUUCCCGAUUCCCUUCUUUUUUCCCCCUUUAAAACUCUUGUGCACUUUUUUUGCGCUUGUUUAACGUGACAGUAGUCGUUUCUUUUUUCUUCUUUUGAAAUUUUACGCGGGAAAUUGACGCGUGGCAGGCAAAAAUUGAACGUAGCGUGACCUAAACGCCCAUAUUAACUUAGUCUGCCAGCAGGUUCUCAUUAUUCCUGUCCUUGGACCUACUGUUGUUGUUGUUUAUUGGUUUGUUUCUUUGUUUGUUUCUUUGUUUUUUUUUUUUUGUCGUGCAGAACUUGUGGUAGAGCUUGACGAGCAGACGAAGACUCCGGCUCUUGUACUGAGCGCGGAUCGUCUGGAGGCAUCAAAUCCAAACUGGACUUUUGAAAGCGUGCAUGCCACCUUGUGUGUGGGACGUGGGAUGUCUACAGUGCCACCUUAUCCGGCUGGCUGGUACUAUGAAGUCACCCUGAAGUGUACAGGAAUACUGCAAAUAGGUACCUAUUUUCGUAUCGUUCUUCCUCGCCUCUCGGACGUUUUAUUUUUGUUUAAUUUUUGUUUAAUUUUUGUUUUAUUUUUGUUUUGUUUUUGUUUUGUUUUUGUUUGUGUUUUGUUUUUGUUUAUUUUGUUUUGUUUUGUUUCUGUCUUCAUUGUCGUUCUGGUUUUUGUUUUGUUUUGUUUUUGUUUUCCUUUGUUUUGUUUUCGUUUUGUUUUUUUGUUUUUUGUUUUGUUUUUUGCAGUGGAGAAAUCUUUACUUGCCUAAUUUAAUUGAUGAUUUAUUUUCAAAAAUAAUAUUCUCCCUCUUAAGGCUGGCAAACCGAAGAAUGCCGAUACGGUCCCGAGCGAGGCGUUGGAGUUGGUGAUGACAAGAACUCGUGUGCAUUCGAUGGUGCGCGGUGUAAAGUAUGGAGUGGACCCCCUAGUGAACAACUGAACAAUGACUAUGGAAAGGAAUGGAGUUACGGGGAUGUCUUGAGCUGUUUGUUCUCUUGGAAUGGAGAGGUGUCCUUUUGGUUGAACGGGGUAGAUAUGGGUGUGGCGUUUAGGGGGUUAAACCCUGGGGUUAAUUGGUAUCCUGCAGCAUCCAUCGCCAUGGACCAGCAGUGCUGCUUCAACUUUGGUGGCAAACCCUUCAGGUGUGACUUUCGACACAGAAAAAUUUGUUGAUACAGUAAAACCUAUUUUAUCCAAAUGAAUAAAGGGGGCAAGUUUCUAAAGAAACUGUGGUGCUGUGAAAGGGGCGGGAGGGUGGGGUUAUUACUAGAUGACAGGGAGUUUUAGUUCCACUAAGGGCGACUAGCAUCUAAUUUUUCUUUUCAAUAACACCCCUGAAUCACGCAUUAAGGUCUCAAGAAUAAAGGAAAUGGUCACCAAUUAAAACAAAACAAAUCAAAACAAAACAAAAACAAAAAGCUUUUGAAAAAAUUAUCCUUGUCUGAUCCCUAGGAAAUGUAUGGAGAACGGUAUGAAGAGUAUUCAUACCGAUUUUAAGGUGUAAAGGGCUGAGAGACCUUUAUCGUGUAGCAUUCAUAUGGAUUCGCCGGGGAUACGAAGGGGAUACGACUGUUUUACGAAAAGCCUUCGGAUCUACUUGGAUAUAGCUAACCAUCUUGCCUUGCAGCGGAUGUGACAGCUAUCUUUUGUUCUAUUACAGGUAUGAAAUGCCUGAUGGAUACAUAGCUGUAAGUCACGUGGUCUCUAACCUGGUCAAGAAAGCUUCACUGCGCCUAUCGUCGUGUUGGACACCAAUCAGCGGUAGCUUUGAAAGCAUUGUGGAGGAAGAUGAGGAAGUGAUUGAUGAUCAAGAACUUGAGGCCUCAGAAACUAAGACUGACGAUACAGGUAUGCUCAUAUGAGCUUUGUGAUGCACCAACAUUUGUAUUUACUGCGCAGGAAUAAAAGAGGUAUUUCGUAUUCUUUCCUAGUAGUAUGCAGAACGUUUGUCACCCUGGUCCUUGUUUAACGGCCUAGCUCCUUGCUAUAUCUCAAUUGUACACCAUCUGGAGCACUAUAUCGGAAGGUCAUGGGUCCAACUUCUAUUGAGUACACCCGGAGUUUUUUUUUUCCGAGUAUGGUUGUGUCAUUCACCAAAUAAUAUCAUCUUUCACUUGAAAAACGUGUUCUUCUAAUAUAGUAGGCAAACCUCAGAGUUUUUUUCUUUCUGUCGCAGUUGUUAUAAAAAGAUCAAUUCAAAGAAAGUAGUUAUUGUUGUAAUAACAAGGCAAAGAAAAAUGCGAUCACUUUUUUAAACCGUUGAUAAGUGUUGAUUCACAAGAAGCGUUAGAAAAUGAAUUUUUUAGGAAGACGAUGAGCAGAAAAGGUUGAAUAGGUUGUCAUUUUGUAAUAAUUUGAAAGAUUUUCAUACACUUAAAUAAAGAUAAACUAAUAAAUACGCCUACCAUAAAUCUUCAAAUGUGCGAGACUUUUUUGAGACAACCUAUACUUAAAAAGGAAGAUCUUUUGCGCACCAAAGAUUUGAAUAGUUUGAAUAAUUAGACUAUUAUGGGGUAAGUGAGUGAUGAAGUUAUGAUAAGAAAAAAAUGGAGAGGGAGGGAGGAGAUGGUAAGAAGGAAAGAGAAAGGGAGAUUGAGGGGAGGGGAGGGAGGGGAGACAGAAGAAAGGGGAAUCGAUCGGAAAGAAAGAGAAAGAAAAUUUUGGAGAAAGCCGGUACAUGAGGAAAGCUGAGAUAGACAGUUGUGAAAGGUUUUAUGAUUUUAUUUUUUCAUUUUGUUCUCAGCACAAACACUGUCGAUUCAGACUUGUGAUAAGGAGCCUUCUAGUGUUGCCAUGAAGGAGGAACAACCAUCCGUUCUUUCUCUGGAACACAGCGUGGCUGAUUCAGACGUGUUGUUUGACUACCAGGACACUUCCUCUGUGAGCGAAUGUUCUCUCGCCUUAUCUCCUGAACCCACAAAUCAUUCUUUAACAUUUGUUACACCUCCCUCUGGUGUCUUCACCACGCCUCAAAGCUCUCCGCCCAAAGUAUCUGGGCAUGACGUGUUCUUUCCUGGAACCGAGCCUGAGCCUUCGCCGUUUGAAGUGGUAUCGACUGGCGACGAGACAGUGAGUGAAGAAAAGCCUCCAUUUGAAGAAAAACACGUGACCAGCACUCCAUAUUUAGGCGUAGGCCCUUUGAGAGACUCUAUUGGAAGGCACUUUGAAGCAAGGUCGCGUCUGAGCUCCUGGCCACAAGUGGCAACCCCAGGAGAGUCUUUCAUAGGUAAGGGAUGCGUAGUCACGAUGGAAUUUGCAUAUUCUUUGUCUCUCACACUAGAAGACUGAUUAUGUAAUGAAAUCUAAUCCUCGGUAGCGAGACGCAAUUUUUUUAUUGGAAUGUUUAGGAUAUAUAAUCACUGACUGAAUUGCAAAAAACGAAGAUCGUGGACCUUUUCUGUAGAAUAUUUAAACCAUGUCGUGUCUCUUUUCCUUCGAUUUUUCGUGUUAACAUUUUCACUGAGAUUUUCUUCUUCCUCAGAGCCAAUUGUGCCUUGUCUGUACUUCGAAGCAGAGCUGAAAUUUGCUCCAUGCCGAGUCAAACAAAUGGGUUUCAUCAAUGUGGAAACAAGGGAGAAAAUUUAUUGUGACGUACAUGACGGCCAUCUUCAGUUUCCUAAGUCGUCCAUUCCCACUCCGCACGAACAACAAAGUUUCAGGGUCCCGGAUGUUGUGGGCUGUGCAGUAAUAUUAUCGACGGGACAGAUCAUGUUUACCUUAGAUGGAGUAGCAACCGGACAAUUUUACGACUUUCCAUCAAGUAAACCAUCGUCGAUGGUCAUUGAAAAUCUUUUUCCGUACAUAUCUUGCACUCGAAUCCGUUGUAACUAUGGGCAGCGGUCGUUCCUGUUUGGGGAUGCGAAUAACAAAGAGUCUCUUGUUAUGAGUGGGGCUCUGCUGCAUGGACUGGCCGAAGAAAACUUAAGGCUGUAGGCUGACAAUAUAAGUGUAUUUAGAACAACACAGCGGUCAAACGUCUGCGCAUGUGCGGCCUUUGGAAUGAUUCGGCGGCGUGUUUUCAGGCUGUCAAAACCAAGCGGCCUCACGCGAGUUUCAAGCAGCCACAUAAGCCCUCGGUCACUGUGUUUUAAAAGCGUAUAGCUUUUUCGGUAAAGCUCAAAACAGAAUGCUUUGCAAGUCUCGAGUUUUUCCAUUUCUCUACUUUAGUUUUUUUUUACAGAUUUCUGUGAACUUUUCCAAUUAUCCUUUGCUUAUUUUGUAAAACUGCGGUUGUUUUCCUUUGAAAUUUUGUGCGGGAAAUUGGCGCGCGGUCGACCAGAACUGAAUCCCUCGCGCAUGCCCGACCUUUGACCGCUGUGCUAUUUAGAAAAAGGUACAGUUUCAAGUUAAGGCCCAGCAGCUAUCUAUGAAGUAUUCGAUUGCUUUUUGAAAUGAUGCGAAGCAAGUUAAGUAUUUUUGCUGGACCUCUUUUACCUUUUAGAAUGUCUUUCUCGUGUCGGUUGUAAGUUUGUGAAAAAUGUGUCAUAGUGGUAAUCUGACAUGCGAUAAAAAAAACAUUCAUGUUUCCCGG
Messenger RNA from Pocillopora meandrina, 14271 nucleotides. The record is from the annotation of a GenBank genome assembly. NCBI's taxonomy places the organism in Eukaryota, Metazoa, Cnidaria, Anthozoa, Scleractinia, Pocilloporidae.